CUUUAAAUAAUCCCUCUUGAAAUAGCAAUUUCUACAUCUCGAUGGGUUCUUGGUUCUUCCAUGAGGUGCCAUUUACAAUGUCACAUAAUUCGCAAUUGAUCCUUACUCAUUGUUAUCGUAUCAUUUAUUUUUGAUUAGUUAUUGGCAGGUAUUGGCCUGGGGCAUUUGGCCAGUGAUUGGUUGUUCAUAGUUUCUAUGCUUACAUAUAAUUGGCUGCGUCCUGUGUGCACUGCCAGUCCUGACAAUGGAGUGAUGCUUUCAAGUGCUAAUCGGACACCCCACAAAUUCCCUCUGAGAGAUAGUUAACAAUCAGAUUUCAAUAUUCCUGGUUAAUAUUUUCAUUCAACUUGAACUUUAGGGGGUUAUUUUUGGUGUAUAUCAAGCGUGUAUUAUGACGCAUGUCAUACAUUUGUAAUAAUGUAGGUCUAGCUCAAAAGCUGUUUGACCACCAGUUUUUAUUUUCAGCCCGCUAAACGCACCAUUUUGGCCGACACAGAUUUAUUUGACCAUUGGUUUCAGUUUAAAGCUGCUAUUUCCGGCAGCACCUGAAGGCAGCAGUUGUGCUUGCUGAACUCGUGCUGAGCCUCGCAGCUUUCCCACUACAACAAUGACUGUGAGCAAGCAUGUCCGGCUGGUUUGAAGUUUACUUCAGUGAAACUGCCCGAAAUAUUCUUUACAUGUUCUCAUAGGAGGUUUCAGAAGCACUGUGUCAAAUGGAGCUGGAGGACCAAUGGUGGAAAGGACAGCUGGCUGCAGACAUCUACCAGGCGCUGCGGUACAAAGAGCUCAAGUUGCCUUCCUUCAAAGGCCAGUCUCCUCAGCUCAACUUGAGGCGGUACUUCGCAGACCUCAUAGCCAUCGUCAGCAACCGCUUCAGGCUGUGUCCUGCAGCCCGACACCUAGCCGUCUACCUGCUGGACCUCUUCAUGGACCGCUAUGAUGUCACGGUGCAGCAGCUUCACAUGGUCUCACUCUCAUGUCUUCUUCUGGCCAGUAAAUUUGAGGAAAGGGAGGACCGGGUGCCCAAGCUGGAGACCCUGAACAGCCUGGGCUGUAUGAUUUCCAUGAACCUGGUACUGACCAAGCAGGGUCUACUUCACAUGGAGCUGCUGCUGCUGGAAACCUUCCAGUGGAACCUGUACAUCCCCACAGCCGCUCAUUUCAUAGAGUACUACCUGUCUAUGGCUGUCCAAGAGGGGGACCUCCAUGAUGGCUGGCCGAUGACGAGCUUCGAGAAGACCAAACUAUACAUGGCCAAGUAUGCUGAUUACUUCCUGGAGGUUUCCUUGCAAG
This is a messenger RNA of Notothenia coriiceps (black rockcod), 1293 nucleotides long. It is a transcript of the gene ccnj, whose product is annotated as cyclin J. The annotation marks the transcript as partial. The transcript is spliced from 4 exons. NCBI's taxonomy places the organism in Eukaryota, Metazoa, Chordata, Actinopteri, Perciformes, Nototheniidae. The record is from RefSeq and is a predicted model, not a curated record.